This is a messenger RNA of Solanum pennellii, 1131 nucleotides long. RefSeq names its product beta-carotene isomerase D27, chloroplastic. Bases 97 to 852 code for a protein of 251 amino acids. Gene Ontology annotation, molecular function: iron ion binding. The record is from RefSeq and is a predicted model, not a curated record. NCBI's taxonomy places the organism in Eukaryota, Viridiplantae, Streptophyta, Magnoliopsida, Solanales, Solanaceae. The transcript has 8 exons.
AUAAUUAAUGGAGUGAGGAAAAAAAAUAAAAAUUAUCAUUAUAAUGAUUGGACAACCGCGAAAGGAAGGAAGAUAGAAGGGAUUGGAAGUCCGGUGAUGGCUAUGGUUCCUCUAUCCUCGCCCCUCUUCGCUUGGCCCAAAGUUUACCAUGGAAAAAGCGGUAUUCGGGUUUCGUGUUUCUCAAACAGUACAUCAGAACCUAUUGAAGCAAGAAAGCCCAAGGUGUUUGAUAAUCUGUUCCUUAGUUUAUUCCGGAACAAAAUGGUCCAGGAGACAGGAUGGGACUCCGAAAAGCCGGGGUACCAGGGUCUAAUUGAAGUGGCGCAUCGUCUGACGGUUACUCAAGACAAUUCCAAAACUAGAGACGCAUCGGUUCGUAUAUUGAAAUCGUUAUUUCCUCCUUUGUUGUUGGAGCUCUACCGGAUGCUUAUUGCACCUAUACAUAGUGGUAAAUUUGCAGCCUUGAUGGUCGCAAGGGUGACUGCAUUAUCUUGCCAAUGGCUUAUGGGUCCAUGUACUGUUAAUUCCGUACAUCUUCCAAAUGGUUCCUCAUUGAUGAGUGGGGUUUUUGUGGAGAAAUGCAAGUAUUUGGAAGAGAGCAAAUGUGUGGGUGUAUGUAUUAAUACAUGUAAACUCCCUACACAGACUUUCUUCAAGGAUCACAUGGGAGUUCCGUUGCUGAUGGAGCCAAACUUCACUGAUUAUAGUUGUCAGUUUAAAUUUGGGAUUCUUCCUCCUCAGCAAGAAGUUGACGAUGCUCUUAAAGAGCCAUGCUUAGAGAUAUGCCCCAGUUCUGUCCGUCGAAAUGAAAUGAACCACAACAUGGAUGCACACAAGUGUCCAAAAGCAUGAAAUCUGCUCAUUCUGUUAAUAUCUUAAUGAUCCUGCCAUUAUAAUACUAUCUUGGGGUCCGUAGUUUGUCUUCCACACGUGAGGGCCCAUUAAGACUUGUGAUAUGAUUGCAUUGUUAUGAAGUUGAAUUUUUGUUUGGACAUGCAAUUUGUAUUUCUUAAGAUUAUUCUUUUCAUGAACAUGAAAACCUCAGCAGUUGUGAAAAUUAUGGACUUUGUUUGGUUUCUUGUACAAUUUUGCCAAAUGAGUAUCAUAAAUAAGAUACUGAUAAAUUGUAUA